Molecule: messenger RNA, 2715 nt
Organism: Rhopilema esculentum
Lineage: Eukaryota; Metazoa; Cnidaria; Scyphozoa; Rhizostomeae; Rhizostomatidae
Source: RefSeq, a predicted model, not a curated record
AGAUCUGUUGAUAGCAAGAUGCAAAAUCGAUGACAUCAACUAAGAGCCAAUACUGUUGAAUUCAGUUCUAGUUUAAACAUAUUGGCUGAUUUGGAAAAGUCAUCAAAAUCAUUGAUUUGAUCAAAUUGGGUGCGUCUUGAGAAAGAUACGAGCUAUGUAGCUUCAUACAUUGUUGGAUACAAAUUCAUCUAUUGUCGCUUCUACAUUUUAAUUCAUUGCAUUCAAAAUUCAUUCCUACUGUAAGUGAAACACAUCUUAAUAUAAGAUCUCAAAAUGAAUUAAGUAACUAGUAAAAAUCAUUAAAGCUGUUCAUGGUUGUACGUUUUCAAUGUCAGUUAGGUAUUUCAUCGACAAUUACACAACCAGCUGCGGUUAACAUUUGCUUACAUUUUGGUGAAAGUCAUUAAUUUUUUAAACUCGAGUUUGGCUCGUUAUAAAGAAAUUCCAAGGGCAUUGUUAGAGCCUGGAUCUCUUCCAUGUUGUUUGAAGUUUGAAUGAGCUAAAGUAAGGCAAAAUUUUAAAAGGAGGAAUACCCCAAAAUUAGAGCAGGUUGGAUAAGAACCAUAAGAACUUUGAAGCAAAUAAUAUCUUUGAUAAAUAGGUACAUUAUGAAUGCGAACAAGGGACCGAUUGAACAAAAUUAUCGUCCGGUUGUCCACGUGCCAAAAGUGGACAAAAGUACCGGACAACCAAUCCCUCAGUGGAAACAGCAGUUGAUCAUGACGAAAAUGUCCAAAAAGAUGGAAGAAGAGCAGCUUUCAAAGAACGAGGUGAAUGGAAACACUAAUGGACUACCUGAAUGGAAGAAAGAGGUUCUUGCCAAGCGUGAACAGAAACUAAUGACCUCCGAAGAUCCAAUAUUAGUUAGAAAGAGGAAAAUUAAGUCAUUACGAGAAGAACAAGAAUCGCCAAACGUACCACCAUGGAAGAAAGAACUCAUUAGAAAGAAGAUUGACCAUAUAAAAGAAGAAAUAGAAAAUCUGGAAAGACAACAGAUGAAUGGGCAAUGAAAGUAAAAGUAACUGGGAGGUUUCUAAAAGAGAAACGAAAAAGAUGUGCUUAAUUUUGCUGAAAUUACAAUUACAACUUUAGUGAUAACAGAACAGCGCAAAACGAAAAUUUAGUAAUUGAGUUCUCCAAUUUCCAACAGAAAUUGUUUGACAUGCAAUUUUCUUAUAGACAAUACAUAUAACUCGCCGUUCACCAUAGUGCAAAACAGAGUAAUUACCUAGUUGACGAUUGCAAUUCAAAUAAUUUAAUUUUGCUACACGUGGAGAGUUUCUCAAAUAGCUUAUGUAGUAUUUAACUUAACAACUACCUUUUCAUAUGAAACAUAGAUUUAGUUUGAAUUUUAAUCUCUCUUUACAUAUAUCAAGGGAAUAUGUGCUAUGUACUAUGAAUAAUGAAGCAUAUCUCUUGUCACUCAUGAUCGAAACAUUUAGAGGGACAAGCAAGAAAUGGCUCAUUAGAGAAAAAGCUGUUUAUCGUGCUUUCUAGUACAUGCUAUUAGUUAAAUAACGUUGCAGAAGUUUUAAUUAUUGAAAAAGGCAUUUUUUAUUUAUUUUCGCCAUUUCACCAUCUUUGCUAUAGAAUCAACUAAGCUGAAAUAACAAGUACGUUAAUAUAUUGACUAGGCCUGUUUGUUGAACAAUAAACCUACAAUCAAUGCCAAAAGUACUUGAAAUACCCAGCAAUUUGCGUUCUGUUUUUAUGUUUUUUCAAUUUUUUUUCCUGAUUCUCCUAUUUGCGCACCCCCUUCCCCCCUAAACAAUGUUGAUAAUUUAAGGAAAACAUAGAAGUCGCAGAAAAAUCGUUCUUCCUAGUCCCCUACGUCGUUUUGUAAAAUUUGCUCCUGAAAAAUGACGUUAGUGUACCAAGACUUUAGGCAAGCAUUGUAGAAUCAGUGAUGACUGCUAUCAAGCUAAGAUUAACCGAGCUAUAGCUUUCUACGUCUAAAACAAAAAACUCAAUGUAAAGCUAUGGAUAAUAGCGAGAAAUUCUUGCAUUGAUAUUAAAAAGGAUAACCAAGACCUUCUGUGAGGGCUGCAAAGGACUCAUUUCUGUCUGCUCAAUUGCUCACCAAGAGUUGAUGAAAUCGUUUGCUUCACUUGUCAAAUGAUGUUUCAUUCCUAGUAACCUUCUGUAUGCUUCAUGGAAAAAUGAAAUGUCGCUUUACUUCUUUAUGCAGUUUAAUUGUUUAAUGAUAUGAUAACCCGCAUACAAACGAAAACUGGGUGCAUCGUAAUCAGUUGUAUUUAACAAUCUAUUUCACUUUGGUGCAAAAAAUUAUUUGUUUAUUAUAUGGUCGAUAAAAAUAAGCCUAUCGGUAGAAUAUAGAAGGUUUGGUUUAUGAGAAGAAUUUUAGAUGUUUUUAAAAAGCCUAACUGCUGGGCAAAACUCAGCCAAAUUGUGAGUCACUAUUAGAUAAGUAAUUGCUUUUCUCAAACAUUGUUACUAGUAAAGCCAUUAAAUGAAAACUCAGGCAUGAAUAUAUCAGCUUUGAAAAAAGGCAAAGACUGGAAAAUACUUUCGGAUCGCUUCGUAUAACUUCCUAUUUUUUGGGUUGCCUUUUUUGGUUUAUUUGCAACAUUGUUUAACAGCGUUCAACAAAAAACACGAAAAAAAACAAUAUUUCUAGACAAUAAAAUGCGAUAUAACCUUGUGCUGUGUCCUGCAGAACUGAAAAUGCCUCUUCUCUUAUAUCCAGCUCAAGGG